Acanthopagrus latus (yellowfin seabream) is the source of this 1258-nucleotide messenger RNA. Its product is annotated as cathepsin S-like. Gene Ontology annotation, biological process: immune response. The coding region runs from base 37 to 1107 and encodes 356 amino acids. Gene Ontology annotation, molecular function: cysteine-type endopeptidase activity. NCBI's taxonomy places the organism in Eukaryota, Metazoa, Chordata, Actinopteri, Spariformes, Sparidae. The transcript is spliced from 9 exons. Gene Ontology annotation, cellular component: lysosome. The record is from RefSeq and is a predicted model, not a curated record.
GCACAGAGUCACGGUGGGUUCAACACAGAAGCAGCGAUGACACCGAGACAUCAAGGCCUGAUGUUGGGCAGCGUCCUGCUCUUCUCUCUGUGUCUCGGGGCAGCAGCCACGCUUGACAGCAAGCUGGACUUCCAGUGGGAUCUGUGGAAGAAGACUCACGAGAAGACGUACCAAAAUGAGGCUGAGGAAGUGAGCCGCAGGGAAUUGUGGGAGGAGAAUCUGAUGCUCAUCACCAAACACAACCUGGAGGCUUCGAUGGGACUUCACACGUAUGAAAUGACCAUGAACCACAUGGGAGACCUGAGUUCGUGGAGGGAAAUAGCAGAUGAAUUGGGCAGCUCGGCAGACAGGCAGACACCAGAGGAGAUGCUGCAGUCUUACGCCACAGACAUUCCUCCCACUGACAUCAAGAGGGCACCAUCUCCCUUCUCUGGGACAUCAAGCCCUCCUGUACCAAACACCAUCGACUGGAGAAAGAAGGGCUACGUCACCAAAGUCAAGAGUCAGGGUGCCUGCGGUUCCUGCUGGGCUUUCAGUGCCGUUGGAGCUUUGGAGGGCCAGUUAUUCAAGAAGACGGGGAAGCUGGUGGACCUGAGCCCCCAGAACCUGGUGGACUGUUCAUCUACAUCUAGAUAUGGAAACCAUGGCUGCAAAGGUGGCUACAUACACAAAGCCUUCCAGUAUGUCAUCGACAACCAGGGCAUCGACUCUGACGCUUCAUACCCCUACAUAGGAAAGGUAUCAACAUGCCGCUACGACUCCCGCUACCGUGCUGCAAACUGCUCCCGGUACUAUUUCCUGCCUAAGGGGGACGAGCAGGUUCUGAAGCAGGCGCUCGCCACCAUCGGACCCAUUUCAGUGUCAGUGGACUCCUCGCGAGACGGAUUUAAAUUCUACAAGAGGGGAGUGUACGACGACCCGUCCUGCACCAAGAAAACGAACCACGCUAUGUUAGCUGUGGGCUACGGCACUCUGAACGGACAAGACUACUGGCUGGUAAAGAACAGCUGGGGAAGAAAGUGGGGAGACCAGGGCUACAUCUGGAUGGCACGCAACAAAGACAACCAGUGUGGCAUCGCUCUGUACCCCUGCUACCCCACCAUGUAGCUGCAUUGACUCCGCUCUGCUUUUCUUUAUCAGCAAUAUCUUUUAAAGCUUUUAUUCACACUGAUUUCAUUAAUAUUUUUCUUUUUUCUUACUUUUGCUGCUUUUUAUGUACCAAAGACAAACAUGUCAUUAAAUGCUACAGUUCAUCAUC